AUGUCGGAAGGACAAGAACCAAUUCCGCAAGACGCGAGUCAGAAGAAGGAGGCAGCGCAGUUAGUGCCUCCAAUAGAUGGAAGUCAAAGGCGGGAACCGAGUCCGAAAAACACGGGCGCGGGACCGUCAAGUAAUUUGAGAUCCAAAUCCAAGGGCACUUUAGACGGUAUUUUGCUUGAGUUCAUAGCAACCAGCGACCGUCUUGUCAAAUUUGAAAGCCAGAUAUUUACGGCAUCCUCUUCCGAGCCUAGUUUGUUUACCUUAAAGAUCCGUCUGGAUCAGACACAAGCCUUAUGGGAAAAGGUUGAACGGGAGUAUGAAACCGCUUCCAAAGCAGCUCUUCGCGAAGGAGGUAGCGGAAAUCUUCCGUUACUGCAAAACAAAUAUGAGCACUGCUAUGCGGUGUUCGAAAGAUGUGCUUCGAAGCUAAAUGAAGACAUCGCCCGCAGUGAAUCAGGCACGGCCUUGAAAGAUCUGCAGAGCACAAUCCAAGGGUGCUUGAUAGCCCUCGAGCAUUCACAAAUUUCCACGGAAAAUUGGGACUGCCUUCUAAUUUUUCUAAUCUCCUCCAAGUUGCCGAAGGUCACUCUCUCGUUAUGGGAGCAGUCCUUGACCAAUAAGUCCGCGAUCCCAGCCUGGGAAGAAAUGAAUUCCUUUCUCGAGGAGAGAUAUCGGACGUUAGAAGCAAUUGAGGAUGUCCGACCUAAUUCUUCCAGCACACAGCAUUCAAGGGAGCCCAGAAGUGCACAACCAAGGAGGAUGGGCACUCCGGCCAAACCUAUGCUCAAGAUCGACACGACGGCGUUUGUGCUGCCGAACCUGGCCAUGCAGACUGAUUCAGAGCACAUUGAUUUGGGGCAUUCCAGGAGUUCCGCACUCGCACAGUUUCUGAGGAAUGAGACUCGCUUGAAGAAGGAGCCCGCUCUCAAAAACACUUAUGACUCAGUGAUCCAAGAAUAUAUCGAUCUUGGACAUAUGAAGCCGGUGCCUCCGAAUACCGACAAGAUAAAUUUCUAUCUCCCCCAUCAUGCAGUAUUUAAGCCCGAAAGUGCGACCACGAAAGUUCGCGUAGUUUUCAACGCAUCCAGUCCUUCUUCCAAUGGGAACAGCCUUAAUGACAUUCUGUAUCCAGGGCCAGUACUGCAGUCCGAUCUCACUCUUCAAAUCCUGAAGUGGCGGACGUUUAAAUUUGUUUUCAAUGCCGACAUCACCAAGAUGUAUCGGCAAAUUCGCCUAAACCAAGAGCACACUCCGUUUCAGAGAAUUCUCUUUCGAAAUGGCCAAGGGGAUAUAUCCGACUUCGAGCUUCAGACGGUCACGUUUGGAGUGAAUUGUGCCCCUUUCCUGGCCCUACGAACACUGCAACAAUUGUCCGACGAUGUCAACGCCCAAUAUCCACGGGCGUCGCAUAUAAUUUCAAAUUAUAUGUAUGUCGACGAUGUGCUAGCAGGAGCCCAUACAGAAGCUGACGCUAUUUUAGCCAUUCAGGAGCUGCAAGCAGCUCUGGACUCAGCGGGUUUCCCUCUCCGCAAGUGGACAUCGAAUGAACGUGCACUCCUUAAAGCACUUCCUAAAGAGCAUCUACUUUCGACUGAUUUUCUUGAUCUCGAAGAGGUCAGCACCACUAAGACAUUGGAAGUACGGUGGAACGCUACGACGGAUGAGUUUUAUUUUGUUCCAACAGAGGUCACCAUUCAGGCCAACUAUUCGAAACGCGACGUCUUAUCCCAGAUCGCGAAAUUGUUCGACCCAGCUGGGUGGCUCUCCCCAUUUGUGGUUCAGGCCAAAAUCCUGAUGCAGGAUAUCUGGUUAGCCAGCGUCGAAUGGGAUGAGUUUCUUCCUGCAGAACUACUACAUCGCUGGCAUGAUUUCCUUCGGAGCUACAGUUUCCUCCACCAAGUUCGCAUCCCGCGGUGGGUACAUUUUCAACCAGGUGUACAAGUCCAAAUCCAUGGUUUCUGCGAUGCCUCCCAAAAGGCUUAUGGCGCAGCGAUUUACGUUCGCAUCCAGCGUGAUGGAAUCAUUUCAUCAAAUCUUCUAACGUCAAAGACCAAAGUCGCUCCGGUAAAAACCGUCUCGCUCCCGCGUCUAGAACUGUGUGGAGCCGUCCUUCUGGCAGACUUGUGGACUGCAAUUCUGCCUCAGAUUCCUUUCGGUCGUAUAGAGUCUUUUCUAUGGACUGAUUCCACUAUUGUGCUGGCAUGGUUGAACAAGCCACCAUGUCAGUGGACGACCUUCGUCGCGAAUAGAGUCACAAAAAUCGCUCAAAAUACUGACGCCAGCCAAAGGUCUCACGUGCGUUCCGAGCACAACCCAGCAGAUCUAGCCAGUCGUGGAGUAGCGGCUGAAGAGUUAGCUACCAGUGAGCUAUGGUGGCAUGGGCCUUUAUGGCUAACUCAGCCACAAGACUCCUGGCCUGCACCAUAUGAAUCUGUUUCCGACAUCGACAUCGAGAAGCGACCUAUACGUUGCCAUUUAGCAUGCCCGGAGCAGGACAUGCUUGAGCGGUUCUCCAAGCUCGAUAAGGCACUACGAGUUUUCGCCUAUGUUCAGCGCUUCAUCCAGCGCGCGCAAAAACGACCUAUUCCAGGCGAGCUGCAGCUAUCCAACACAGAGAUUUCGACAGCUGAGCGACUCCUAAUUUUCAUAACACAGCGCAGAUUCUUUGCGCUUGAAUAUGCUUGCCUGAGCCAAAAGAGGCCAAUUCCAGCAUCCAGUUCUAUUAAGAACAUGAAUCCCUUCAUUGAUCCUCACGGCCUCAUCAGGGCGUGUGGUCGGGUGACGGCCUCCGAAGUCCUCCAAUAUGAUGAACGGCAUCCGAUCUUUCUUCCCUACAACUGUCAGUUGGCGCGUCUCCUUGCAUCCUUUACGCAUCGCAUCUCCUUGCACGGCGGUAAUCAGCUAAUGGUACGCCUGAUCCGCUCAAAAUUCUGGAUACCAAGGGUCAAGAACUUAGUCAAGUCGGUAAUUUUCUCCUGCAAAGUAUGUGUGAUCCACAAAAAGAAGUUGCAGACCCAACUCAUGGGCGAACUACCAAAAGAGAGAACGUCUUUUUCGCGGCCUUUCACGUACACGGGCAUGGAUUAUGCCGGGCCGUUCGAUAUAAAGAACUACACCGGGAGAGCCUGCCUGAUUACCAAGGGCUAUGUGUUGGUGUUUGUGUGUUUCUCCACGAAGGCCAUCCAUUUAGAGCCUACCUCCGACCUCACGACUGAGAAAUUUCUCGCAGCAUUCGCCCGAUUCGUCUCGCGAAGAGGGUGCCCUCGACAGGUUCAGUCAGACAAUGGGAAGACCUUUGUUGGGGCAUCCGCAGUGCUGUCGCGAGAAUUUCUGCAAGCGGUCAAGGAAUCCGUGACGAAUGCUUAUAGUCACCAGGAACUCCGGUGGCAAUUCAUACCACCAGGAGCCCCGCACAUGGGAGGAUUAUGGGAAGCGGGAGUUAAAAGCUUCAAGACGCUGUUUUAUAAAUCCACAGCCAUUCGAAAGUAUACGUUCGAAGAACUUUCUACAUUGUUGGCCAAGAUUGAGGCCUGUCUUAAUUCGCGUCCACUCGCCCCGAUGUCCGAAGACCCCACAGACUUGUUGGCACUCACGCCAGGUCAUUUUCUCGUAGGUGGACCACUUCUCGCCACCGUCGAACCCGAAAUUAAGGGUGCGUCCACUUCUAUUAUCAAUCGGUGGCAGCACCUUAAGGCCCUUCAUCAGCAAUUCCGCCUGAGAUGGAAGGAAGAGUACCUCAAGGAGCUCCACAAGCGAACAAAGUGGCAAGUCCCCACAAGAAAUCUCGAGGUGGGCGAGAUGGUUAUAAUCAAGGACGAUAAUCUGCCGUCCAAUGAGUGGCGGCUCGGCAGGAUUGACUCCGUGUUUCCCGGACCCGAUGGUCAUGUCCGAGUAGUGAAUAUUCGUACUGCUCGGGGAAUCGUUAAGCGCCCUGUCGCAAAAGUCGUAUUGCUUCCGGGGGCAACCCCCGAAGAAUCUCAAUAA
Molecule: messenger RNA, 3984 nt
Organism: Drosophila kikkawai
Lineage: Eukaryota; Metazoa; Arthropoda; Insecta; Diptera; Drosophilidae
Source: RefSeq, a predicted model, not a curated record